Sphaerodactylus townsendi is the source of this 1359-nucleotide messenger RNA. RefSeq names its product heparan sulfate-glucosamine 3-sulfotransferase 1 (gene HS3ST1). Gene Ontology annotation, molecular function: [heparan sulfate]-glucosamine 3-sulfotransferase activity. Bases 263 to 1198 code for a protein of 311 amino acids. Lineage: Eukaryota; Metazoa; Chordata; Lepidosauria; Squamata; Sphaerodactylidae. The record is from RefSeq and is a predicted model, not a curated record. The transcript is spliced from 2 exons.
CGCCCCCCUCUGGGCUUGCCUCUCCUCCUCCUCCUCCUCCGCUGCCGCCGCGCCUUCCUCCGCGCCGGGGAUGGCACAAGCGGAGCCGCCGCUCCGUCCCGCCCGCCGGAGCAGCCCCGGGCCAGGCGGGGUGCAGUGAAUAAUCUAUUUAAGGAAGACUGGUUCGCUCCCCAAGAAGUCUUCUACUUCAGAGGCGGAUCUUGGAGCAAUCCCUUCAUGUCUCGUGUGCCGGCGCUGCGGUAGACGACUCUGGGCCACCGCCAUGGCCGUGGUUUUACUGGGAGCGGCCCUGCUUAUUGUUCAGCCUCAGGCGGUGUCUUCAAGACCCGCUGUCAGCUCUGAGGGCGACGCUGCAGCACAGCCGGCUCAGAAAGAGCCCUUUAGGAAAAACGACUUCAGAGAAACCAUCUGCCCAAAUGGGACGUUCCAGCAGCUUCCUCAAACGGUCAUCAUCGGGGUCCGGAAAGGUGGAACCAGAGCCCUUCUAGAGAUGCUGAGCCUCCAUCCGGACGUGGCAGCUGCAGAGAGCGAAGUCCAUUUUUUUGACUGGGAGGAGCAUUUCAGGAAUGGAUUGCAGUGGUAUACUAACCAAAUGCCCUUUUCUCAUCCGCACCAGAUAACUGUAGAGAAAACCCCGGCAUAUUUCACCUCUCCCGAAGUGCCUGAAAGAGUGUAUAGCAUGAACAGACUCAUCAAAUUGCUGCUUAUUUUACGAGACCCGACCGAGCGGGUGUUGUCGGACUAUACUCAAGUGUUCUUCAACCACGUGCAGAAGCACAAGUCGUAUCCUUCCAUCGAAGAGCUCCUCGUUAAAGACGGAGAACUCAACGUAAACUACAAGGCCAUCAACCGGAGCUUGUAUUAUGUCCACAUGCAAAAUUGGUUGAAGUAUUUUCCUCUGGAUCACAUUCACAUUGUGGAUGGGGACAAGCUGAUCAAAGACCCCUUUCCGGAAAUUGUGAAGGUGGAAAGGUUUUUGCAGUUGACCCCUCAGAUAAACGCUUCCAACUUUUACUUCAAUAAAACAAAGGGUUUUUACUGCCUGAGGGACAGCGGGAGGGAUCGAUGUUUACACGAGUCGAAGGGGCGAGCACAUCCCAAAGUAGAUCCCGUUUUACUUGAAAAACUGCACAGAUAUUUUCAUGAACCUAAUCAGAGGUUUUUUGAGCUUGUGGGCAGAAUGUUUGACUGGCACUAAAUUUGGUGGUAAGUUCAGGAAGGUUUGGAGGAGCCCACGAUGCGUUUAGGGGAAGAGGGCAUGUAAGCUAUAAUUUAUUUGUAAAAUCCACAAAUUACUUCUGUACAGUAUUAGAGUAAUAAUUUCCAUAUAAACUAGUAAUAUUUUUCUACUUGUUAAAA